Molecule: messenger RNA, 1435 nt
Organism: Phaethon lepturus (White-tailed tropicbird)
Lineage: Eukaryota; Metazoa; Chordata; Aves; Phaethontiformes; Phaethontidae
Gene: TAF1A
Product: TATA box binding protein (TBP)-associated factor, RNA polymerase I, A, 48kDa
Exons: 9
Coding region: 40-1239 (399 amino acids)
Biological process (GO): transcription by RNA polymerase I
Cellular component (GO): RNA polymerase I transcription regulator complex
Source: RefSeq, a predicted model, not a curated record
UCCCAUGAACACAAAUUUAACUUCAAGAAGAGCAAGGAAAUGUGUUUAAGUUACAUUCAGGAUGCCGUGCUACAAAAGCAGUGGAAAAAGGCUGCAGAGUUUCUGACCUUCUAUACUGAGUCACUAGAGAAAGACUUUUCUAGAGAAUAUAUGGGUCCAUCAGAGAUUAUUUGGAGAAUAGGAACUGAAAUUCUGUGCCAUCAUUCCCACAACACCAUGAAAGAGUUCAACUCUUUCAUUGAACAGAUGAAAACUUUAGGAGUAAAAAGGUAUUUGAAAGUUUGUUUAGAGCAUGCCUUUCGUCUCCUUUGUAAUGGACUAAUAGAUGAAGCUUACCAAAACCUGUCCCUGGCAGAAAGCUGGAGGUUUGGAGAACGAACAGCUAUUCAGGAUAAAGAAAUGAAACUGAUUCAGGCUUACAGGGGACUGUUGGACUACUAUAGCUGGUCUAAGCAGAAGAACAUCCUGUUAGAGCAUGGUCAGGAUGGAUUUGAAGACUUGUCUGUUGAACAGGAAAUGCACAGUUGCUUUCGGAAGGCAGCAGUGAACUUAAAGGAAAUUAUUACAAUACCUGGAGUCUGGGAUCUCUUUGUGAAAUGCUAUGUGGAUUUGUUGGAGUUCUAUGGAGACCAUGAUGAAGCUCGCCAAGUAUUAAAUGAUUAUGCCUACAACUCAAAGUUUCCUGCUAAUCCCAAUGCUCAUGUUUACCUCUAUCAGUUCCUGAAGAGACAUGGUGAAUCAAAGAAAUCACUCAUAUCUGCACUCAAGAUCUUGCAUGACAUUGUUCCUUCUCAUGAACUAAUGAUAGAUUUUAAUACCAUGCUUCAAAAAUCAAAGAAAAGAAGAAACCGUCGACUGGGGCUAGAAGUUAUUUUUGCAGCCUUGGAUUAUGCUGGUUGGAAGGAAAAUGUAAAAGCAUGGAGCUGUUUGGCAAGACAGGUGAAACAUACCGUAAUCUCUGAGAAGCAUCUUGACUGGAUCAAGCAAGAGUGGAACUCCAGAAAGGACUGGUGGCCAGCCUUCCAUUUUAGUCAUUACUUGGCAAAAAGGAAUUGGCAGGAAAAUGAAAGCCUUUCAUAUGAAAAAGCUCUGGUGGCUGGAAUCUUACUGGGAAAGGAUUGCAAGUACUUUAAAUAUGUGUCACACCAAGGCUGCAAAGCUCAGGUGAAAAGGGCUCGGAUACUGAAGAAAUUUGUGAAUAAGCACAAUCAUGUCUACCUGAGAAUGUCUGGUCUUUGAGUCCUCUGUGCAACCUUUUAAUAGGCACUCUUAAGGUUCUUCCUGCAUUUUUUUUCUCUCUGUGAAACUGACUUUUCUGGUACUGUUCUAAAACUUCUAGGCAGACCCUAUUGACUCAGUACUAGACUCUCUUCCGUAUUUCUGUAAAAAUGCUUUGGUUUAUAUGUAUUUUAUAAUAAAAUGAAUAUAAAUCAAC